GUUUCUAUUAAUUACUGGAGCGUAGUAUAAAAAGCAUGUUAUUUCUACUUUGAAUUUCGUGAUAUUAAACGUAAUAGAGGCGCUGGAACCAGUUCUGUCGAUAGAUCUACACGUGUGUGAGAUUUUUUGAUAUAACGUAGUAUCGUAUAGAACAUUGCUUUUAUUAUACAAUAAUGGGUAAUACAAAUGAUAAAACGAGUCCCGUCAGUACAGAAUCAAAGGAUACAGAAAAAUCUGACNNNCCAUUGAAACCCUGCUGUGCUUGUCCUGAGACGAAGAAAAUUAGGGAUGAGUGCAUUAUCACCAAAGGCGAAGAAAACUGUACACAUUUAAUAGAAGCGCAUAAAGCUUGUAUGCGAGCGUUAGGAUUUAACUUAUAA
This is a messenger RNA of Habropoda laboriosa, 380 nucleotides long. RefSeq names its product cytochrome c oxidase copper chaperone (gene Cox17). The record is from RefSeq and is a predicted model, not a curated record. The transcript has 3 exons. Lineage: Eukaryota; Metazoa; Arthropoda; Insecta; Hymenoptera; Apidae. Gene Ontology annotation, molecular function: copper ion binding; copper chaperone activity. Gene Ontology annotation, cellular component: mitochondrial intermembrane space. The coding region runs from base 174 to 380 and encodes 68 amino acids. Gene Ontology annotation, biological process: mitochondrial respiratory chain complex IV assembly.